Molecule: messenger RNA, 8506 nt
Organism: Crotalus tigris (Tiger rattlesnake)
Lineage: Eukaryota; Metazoa; Chordata; Lepidosauria; Squamata; Viperidae
Product: telomere-associated protein RIF1-like
Exons: 35
Coding region: 130-7575 (2481 amino acids)
Biological process (GO): telomere maintenance
Cellular component (GO): nucleus
Source: RefSeq, a predicted model, not a curated record
CCAAGGCUCCGGCUCCCGCGCUUCGCCAUCUUCGCCCGCGAGAAAAGGAACGCGAGCGCGGGAACCGCGUUCGAGAGCGGGUGGCGGCUAGUUAACAGCCGUUUUCUCCCCUCGAGCGGUUAGUCAGCGAUGGGACCCUGCGAUGGGACGAGCCUGCGGGCCCUGCUGGAGACCCUGGAGGACCCGGCCGCUUCGCUGGGGGCGCUGACUGACGCCUUGCUGACCCUGACGAAUCGUCUGACUGAAAAUGAAGAGGAUGAAGACGAAGGAAGGGAAUUAGCAAUUGAGAUUGAAAACUGUUUCCCACAACUUUACAAAAUAUUUAUGACAUAUAUUCCUUCUGAAAAUGCGGAGUUGAGCAGUGCAGCUUUACAAGCUUUGGGAUAUUGUGUAUUUAAUCCAAAGAUUUCUUCCUUGUUAUGUGAAAUAGAAAUACACGAACUACUUUCUACAUUAAACAAUGUUGCUUUAAAUUCAGGAGACAAACACACUCGCACAAGAGCACUUUGGGUGAUCUCAAAGCAGUCCUUUCCUCCUGAUACUGUUGCAAAGUUGGUACCCAGUAUUAUUGCUAUGCUAGAAACAGUACUAGAAGGAGAUUUACAUUCCAUGGUAGUUGAAUAUGAAGCGCUAAAUGUUAUCAUCCGGCUGAUAGAACAGGCUCCAUCCGACAUGGAGCAACAGGCUGUGAAGUGGGCUAAGAUAAUAAUUCCUUUGGUGGUUCACUCAGCUCAUAAAGUACAAUUAAGAGCUGCUAGUGCUUUGGAAAUGGGUCUACCACUUCUUCAGCAGCACCAAGAGGUGAUAACAGUCACUGAACAAAUCAUGACCACUAAAGUAAUUCCAGAACUCCAAAAGCUGUUUUUUUCAAAACAUGAAACAUAUAUUCUGAAACUGUGGCCCCUGUUUAUAAAGUUGCUUGGAAAAACACUGCACCACAGUGGAAGCUUUAUCAAUUCCCUGCUCCAUUUAGAAGAACUUGGAUUUCGUAGUGGCUCCCCGGUGGUGAAGAAAAUAGCUUUCAUUGCGUGGAAAAGUCUGAUUGAUAACUUUGCUUUAAAUCCAGAUAUAUUAUGCAGUGCAAAAAGGCUGAGAUUGCUAAUGCAACCACUGAGCUCUAUUCAUGUAAGAACUGAAACUUUGGCAGUGACCAAGCUUGAAGUUUGGUGGUAUUUAUUAAUUAGGCUUGGAUCUCAGCUUCCAGUCCACUUUGAACAGGUUGGUGUACCAUUAAUUCAGAACACCUUAUGCCUGGAUGCCUCUCAGCUACAAGGAAAUUCAUCACGGUUCAUUUCUAAUCAGAGUUUAGCUAUACCAGGUUGUUCACAAAAAUCAGGGGUUUUCCCUUUUGGAAAUGUUGCCAGUCCAAGGAUGACUCAGAAUGCUAGCAUCGGAGGAGCUGUUGUCAUUCCAUCUAUUCAGAUUCUAGGAAUUGAAAUGCUACUUCACUUCUUUAAGGGACAGGAAAUAUUGACUUUUGCCGAGGAAAAUAAUAUUGUACUUAGUUUAGAACCUCUCCAGUACCCAGUAAUUACCAGUCUUUCCUUCUUCUGCAAACAUGCCAGUGUUUUCAUAAAUGCAGCUCAGGAUGGCUUCAUUGCAGUCGGACAAGAAAUUUCUGAUUGUAUGCUCACUGCUAUAUGGAAAGAACUAGUUGGUUUUGUGAAAGCUGCAAUUGAAUCAGGCAACAAAAGAGAGCGGUCGAAUUCAGAAGUAUUAACCAUGUUGCUGCAGACUUUAAAAAACAUUAUUAUGUCAAAACAAUUGCCAGUAUUAAACUCAUUGUCUUUGUUAGAAGUGGCUAUUAAAGAACUGCCUCCAAAAGUAUUGGGAUCACCAGCCUAUCUGAUUGCUGACAUGGAUCUUCUGAAUGGAACUCCAGCACUAUUCUUACUUCAGCUCUUAUUCUUCGAAGAUCUUCUGGAAUAUGGAGUGCAGAGUCAAAGAUUCUUUUUGAACUACGAAUCUCUUGUGGAAUGUGCUUUGUCUGGCCCUACGUCUCCUCUGUCUUUUACUGAGUCUGUACUCACAAUUAUGAGUCAGAGUGCCAUGUACUUGGAAAAUAAGAAUUAUCUGUGGCGAAUGUGGAGUAUUAUAGUUAACCCAUUAAUUGAAUGGAUUAAACAGACUAAUGAUGUAAAUCAAGGUGAUGCUUUGGAGCAUAAUUUCAAUGCAAUUUACAGUGCACUGUUGCUACCAGUAAACUGUAUAUUUUCAUCUGAAUUUCCACAGUCUACAGCAAAAAUACUAUUGCGUUCUUGGUCAGAACUGUAUAAAGCAUUUGCCCGCUGUGCAUUACUAGUACCAACAGCAGAAGAUAAUGUAUGUUGUGAUGACCUGUGUGCCAAAAUAAUAUCUGGAUUAGACGAUGAAGCACAUCUUAAUCAAUCUAUGUUGGAUGCGCUCUCUUGCAUUACAGCAGUCAUGGUUGAAUGCAUCAAUUUUGCACCUUAUGAUAAGAAAUAUCAGCCAGCAAAUAGAUCUCCACAGACACCAAUGGACUGGGCCAAAAAGAAGAAAGAUCCCCUUGGCAAGCUGUCCUCUUUAAUUAAACUUCUGAUAAUAUUGACAAACUCUCUUCAGAGGCUUGCAUCUGAGCAGUCUGGUUUUGAAGAAUUAGCUCCUGUGGGUUUUGAGAUUGUCGGCGUUCUUCAAAAUAUCAUUGGCCACAUCUCUUUGCCUUCUGUCAUCAGAGCUGUCUUUGGAUUUAUUGCAAAACCCUUAGCGGCAUUAUAUGAAAAAAUAACGUCUGCUAAUCCAUCUAGAAUGAGUUAUGGACUCGAUAGCAAGUGUGAAAAGUUACUGGCAGACAGCCUUACUUGUGUGCAGUCAAACUAUACUGGAUCCUUUAACAGUGAGCUCCUGGAAGAGCUUUGUCCAUUAUUGACCAUAAUGUUUUUAAAUAAGAAUAAACAGAUAAGCAGCCAUGCUGCUCAGUUUUGGAACGCAACAUUUGGAAAAGCGGUAACCCUGACAUACCCUGAAGAAUUAAAGUCUGUUUUAUAUAAAGCAAAACAAAAAUUCAUACUCUUACUGCCUGUUUUUGAGAGCUGUGAGAUAAUGGAGGGAAGUAGUACUGCAUAUUCUGAUUAUACAGAGAAUUCCCAGUGGGAUGCAAACAUCAGUGGGAUGACUGUAAAUCCUAAUGGAAAAAGGGACUCAUUCCUCUCCCAAAUCAAUGAGCCAGAGAAAGAAAAUAUUAAUGUUCACAUUGCACCUAAAAAAAUAAAGCUAGAAUUCUCAGGGUCAAAAUCAAAACCAAAAAACAUUCCUUUGGAAGAAGAAAAUACUAUGGACUUCGUGUUCAUUCCUCUAGAAGCAAAAGAAAGAGUCUUAACAGAGCACCAAAAAGAAGUUCUGAGAACUAAAAGGGAUGAUAUUCCUGUCAUGUAUAAUAAUUUGGAUACAUCUCAAGAUGCUGUUCUGUUUUCCCAGGACAUCCAGAACCAGGAGGAUUCUUUGGAAAAACCAAUCGUAGUUGACACAAAGGAAGAACAUGAAGAGAAAGAGGACAAAUUAACAGCCCAGAAAAAACAGGCAAGAAGUCAUCAGCUUUUUAUUCCACAUGCGGUAACUGGACAUUACAAAUCAAAUGUAUCUCAGGACAAUAGUACUUCUACUGUUACCAAGCAAGCUAAUACCCUUAAGAAAGAGAAGCUGGAUCAGAAAAAUGAGGAGUUGGAUGUCGGUAUUCCACUACAAUCUCCAACAUCAGAUUCUAUUUUGAAUGAAAACCCCCCUAAUGGCAGCAGCAACUCCUCAACUUCUAGUGAUAUAAUUUCAGCCACACCACAGGUAGCGGUGAAUAGAAGGCAGGCUUUUGUAACUCUGGAAAAGUUUGAUGACUUUGACAACGGGCCUUUUGGUCCUUCAGUUUUUAAUAACAUUUCUAUAACAUUAACAAGUCCAUUUAUCCAGAAGGAAAGCACUGUUCUUUCAGAUGUCUCUCCGAAAGGAAAGCCAGACCUGGAGAAUAAAAGUGGCUUAAAACUCAGAGCGAGAAAAACCGUCUCUGGCACAAAGAGAUCACGCUCAGAAAUCUUAAAUGCUCUAGAGAUGUGUGUCAAAGCAAAAAGAAGUAAAGAGGAAAACACCACUGAGCCAGAAUUGGAGUCUAUCAACACAAUUGAGAUAAAGAAGCCAAGCCUUGGACAAAAUAAAACUUCCGAAGACAAAUCUUCAGAGCAAAUGCAGUCGGGUCAAGAGGAAAAAAUUCAGAUUUGUGACACGCAUUGCGAGGAAAAGCAUGAAUUAUCUGUGGACAGGCAAGCAGUAGAAUAUUUGCUAGAUAAUCAGGCUCAGGUCCCUGGCGUCAGGGUGGCUGACGGCACAAUAAUGAAGAGUAAACCCCUCCAGGACAUGAUUCAAAAAGAAAGUGCAGGGCCAAAUUUAGAGCACAGAGAGAAUAUUUCUCCAGAGAUCGAUGUUCAUGAAGAGGCAGUGUCCGAAGUUAACCAAAGUCUCAAUAUUUCACUUAACCAGAAAACAUUAAGACGUUCUUUAAGACGAAAAGCAGAAACAGAUGGAGCUGUAGAUACUCAAGACAAAAAGGACAAUCAACAAAAGGAGAAGCAAAAAGAUGAUGAAAAAACUCUGCCAAAGAAGAUGGCACAAAACGAAAAAGCUGAAAAACUUGAAAAAGCCUCUGAUGCACCAGUAAGUGUGGAGAAGCAAAAAGACAAUGAAAAAAUUCUGCCAAGGAAGAUGGCACAAAAUAGGGAGACUCCUGGGCAAAAAGAAAAGGCUAAAACACUUGAAAAAGCCUCUGAUGCGUCAGGAAGUGUGGGUGUAAACAGCGCUACAGGAAACAUAGACGCUAGAGAGAACAGCCAGGAGGAGUUGCACACGAGUCUUGGGAAAUCUGAACGUAGUCCUGCCUCUGACUUUGAAGAAUCAGGCCAAGAUGCGCCUGUGGAGAAACUAAAAUUAUGUCCACGUUAUCAUACAAGAAGAGCAGCUUCACAAGGAUUACUUACCAAUUUGGAAAAGUGUGAAUCUGAUAGCAGUGAAACAAGAGAGGAAGGAGCGAAGAGGAAAUGGUUUGGGAAAUUGAGAAAAUAUGAUUCCUCUGGGAAUCAAGUAAAGGAAGAGCCAGAGAGCCAAGAGUUUUGUUCCCAAGCUGCAGUAGAAAUCCAAACCCAGUCAGUAGGAAAACAGAAAAUACCUCCUGGCAGAGAGACAGAAAUGCCUUCAAUGUCUACUAAUGCAAAGGAAAUCGGUACAAAGGAAGAAAAAGGUACUCUCCCAUUAAGUCCCUGUGUGGACCUUAAGGAAAAUGCAGGCGCUUCACAUCCUAGAGCCUCUUCAGAUACAGGGAGAAGAAAGCCUGCUAACAGGAGAGAAUCCACUUCGGAGCCUAUUUUGGAAAACAGGCAGGAACCUAGUACUCUUGACACACGUUCUGUGGUACCUAACAACCCAAGUGGCGUUUCAGAAGGCGAUGCUUCUGCUACCGCUGUCAGUGCCUUUACUUCACCCAAGACAUUUUUAGAUAUUUCUGAAUGCCAGCACAAAAGAAGCAAGCGGGCAAGGAAAUCCAGGAGCUGCGAAUGCUGUGAUGAAAAACUGUCUCCCCAAGUGGAAAAGCCGAAAAAGGCAAGCACUCCAGAACCAAAGUUAAAAGAACCAAGGAAGGUCCUUAGCAAAGUAACCAUGGCGCUGACCUUGAUUCCUAAUGCUGAAGAGAUUCCUUUGGCAGAGAGGCUGAGCGCAGAGCCUUGUGCCACAAGCACUCCGCUGCCUUUCGUUGAGGACGGUGCUGAUGUGAAAGAGGCCAGCACUGUUGCUGAAUCUGUCAGUGGCCGACCAAGAGACAAUGCGCCCAAUGCUGAACUGGAGAAAUUAGCACGGGUCCAAAGUGAAUGUGACCAGCCAAUUGCAGAAAUUAUACAUCUUCCUUCCUCUGAAACAAUUUCAGAAUCCAGUUCAGUGGAUUCUCAUUCAGAAGAGCUCAGUGCUCAGGAUCAUUCUUCAGAACCAGGUUCAGUGGAUUCUUAUUCAGAAGACGUCAGUGCUCAGGAUCGGUCUUCAGAACCAGGUUCAGUGGAUUCUUAUUCAGAAGAGCUCAAUGCUCAGGAUCAGUCUUCAGAACCAGGUUCAGUGGAUUCUUUUCCAGAAGAGCUCAAUGCUCAGGAUCAGUCUCCAGAACCAGGUUCAGUGGAUUCUCAUUCAGAAGACCUCAGUGCUCAGGAUCGGUCUUCAGAACCAGGUUCAGUGGAUUCUUAUUCAGAAGACCUCAGUGCUCAGGAUCGGUCCUCAGAACCAGGUUCAGUGGAUUCUCAUUCAGAAGCCAUCAGUCCUCAGAAUCAGGCUUUAGAACCAGUUUCAAUGGAUUUUCAUUUAGAAGACGUCAAUGCUCAGGAUCAGGGUUUAGAACCAGAUGUAGAAGGAGACGUUAUAAUGGAAAGCAAUAAUGACCAGAAUGGUCAGUUGGAAAGCAAAACAGAUAUAGAGUUCAAAAUUAUCCAAAUUGUGGGAACGCAGCCUCGUGAAAGAGCCGCUCAGAAUACUGUAGGAGAAACUAGGGUAACAUCUGCAAUCGAGGUAGCAGAGCUGCAGGAAAAUGAGACGAAUGAAGAAGAAGGCGCAGAAGAUAAUGCAGCAUACGCACCAAGUGAACUUCCAACCUUAGUCUUGGAUUCUCCACCAAAAUUGAAAGAGAUUGAUAUUCUCUCUUUAGCCAAGGUCAGUGGAAGUCCUGGGACACAGACUCGCUUUUUGUGGUCCCCAACAGCUUCUCCUUCGACUAGCAUUCUAAAAAGAGUAAUAAAAACGGAACACGAUUCAUCACCACCUCCAAACAAGAACCGAAGAGUCUCCUUUGCCAAUCCAAUCUACAAAGAAGAAUUGGCAGAUGACAUUGACCGACGAAGUCCUGUACUUAGAAUUCAUCCUUACAAUAAUGACUCUCAAUCUUUGCGAAAUGUUAAAUCUUCACCUAGUCACCAAGCCAAGCUCAUAACCACUCCAACCAAAGGAUCUCUGUCGCCUGGAACCCGUAGCCAUAAAUAUAAGAGCUCAAAGAAGUGUUUAAUGACAGAAAUGGUCACGGAGCCAACAACGGCACCUAAAGAAAGUGUAUAUCCUGCCCUGGUGGGCUGUAAAGCAUCGGUCGACAUACUUCUGCCUCAAAUUACUCCAAACUCUUGGACAAGAGGAUUAGGACAUCUGAUUCGAGCAAAGAAUAUCAGGACAGUGGGCGACUUGAGUUCUCUCACCAGAGCUCAGAUCAAAACUCUUCCUAUUCGCUCUCCGAGAGUUUUAAAUGUUAGAAAGGUUCUUAAAGGCUAUCAUGACCAACAGGUAAAAGCUCGUGGAAUGGAGCAAAUGGAUGAGACAUUAAUAUCUGCAAAUGAAAAUGCAGUUAUGGCAGAUGGAUGUGAAACGGAGGUCUCCAGCACGGAAGAGUCAACCACAGUAGACAUUUGGACCCUCAUUAAUCUUCUGCUUGACCAAACCUCUCCCGAAAGACUUCUGCACUAUUCAGGAAAUGAAGUGAUUGAAAUGCAACAGAAGAUUUCCAGCAUAUCAGACUGCAUGAUUAAUAGCGUUAAAUCUCGUUAUGAAUUAUUAUAGUCAUAUAACACCAAUUUUUAAACAGUUAUUUAAGUUUUUGAAAAAUACUUUUGAUUGGGCAGUUUUAUUUUUAAAAUCCAUAUUUUAAAUUUGAGAUUAAUAUUUAGUUUCACAAGUUUUAAAUUUAAGAUUAAUAGUUUCCUAUAACUUGAAGCAAAUACAGCAUUGGCGUUUAAAUAUUAAAUAUUACAUUCUAAAUUCUAUGGACUUGCAUUUUAAGUUUUUAAUUUUUAAUUGCUGCUAUGCACAACUUCCAAAAUGUGUAAAGAUGUGCAGUAAUGACUGGGAAACAUGCACAAAUAUGGAGCGGUAUAUUUUUUAAAUGUUAAGUGUUUUAAAUGAAAGGGUUUGGGGACAUUAUCAGUGUUUGAAGCCCUGGUUUUGUUGUUCUGACUAAUGUUUGAAGUGUUAAUUCAUUUACCAAAAUCUUCAAAAUCAAUCUUCCAACUGAUAGUAGUUUGGAAGGUACUAGUUUUAUAGCUCAUUACCAUAUUAAGAAGUAUGGUGCUUCAUUAGCAUACUAAAAUAUCUCAAAGUUUUUCAUAGGACAUAGUCUAUUUUUUCAUAAAUGUAGUAUGCAGAAGAAAAAAGUGUCAGUGCAUAAUUCCAAUAAAUAAUUCUCAGGAUCUGACCACAUGCUUUUUGAAUUUUUAUAUACCACAAAGGAUUUAUUUGCCCCAUUCAUGAAUCCUAUAUAAACUGGACAUAAGAAUAAUUUUGUAUAUUAUGUAUAGCUGUACUAAAUGCAAACGCUCUAAAUUAUAUCUGUAUGAAAGGCAAGCUCUAACGUGCUUGAAUGGGAGAAACUUUGUAUAGAGCAUAUUUGUGCUUUUUAAUGUUGACACCACAGUGGGAUAAAUUUAUGUUUUAGGAAAUAAAUAUAUAUAAAUAAAAUAUAUAAUUGAUUGAAUAAAAUGGUUGUUAUUUUGGA